Emericellopsis atlantica is the source of this 2173-nucleotide messenger RNA. Its product is annotated as ribosomal protein S5 domain 2-type protein. The coding region runs from base 427 to 1989 and encodes 520 amino acids. The record is from RefSeq and is a predicted model, not a curated record. The transcript has 2 exons. Gene Ontology annotation, cellular component: cytoplasm; cytosol. NCBI's taxonomy places the organism in Eukaryota, Fungi, Ascomycota, Sordariomycetes, Hypocreales, Bionectriaceae. Gene Ontology annotation, biological process: galactose metabolic process; carbohydrate phosphorylation. Gene Ontology annotation, molecular function: ATP binding; galactokinase activity.
CUUCACGACAUGCCGAAUUGUCCGUUCUUCAGGCGGAAAACUCGGUGGCGAGUACCCCGGAUUGACAGGAGAGAAAAAGCGUCCCCGCCGCAAGCCUGGAAGCUCGCCAUGCGGAGAAGCGCGAGAGGUAUUUUACGUGCGCAGCUAAAAGUCGUGGUCAAGUCGCGUCUUGACUCUUGUUUUCUUGCUCCUCCUCCUCCUCCUCCUCCGUCUCCCUCUCGAAGUCCCUUUCUUGCGCGCGCAUUUUGUCGUGAUAGCUUCACGAAUCUACGUCAUCAGACCCUGGACAGAGACUGAACCCACCACUGCGGGGUACUGAACUACUGCUACUGCGAGUCUGCGACAGCUUCGCGACCCGAGUCUGCCUUCAUCACCAUCACGAGCGUCGUCACAUACUAGCAUUUCGUUCAGCACAGCACCGCCAACAUGGCCGUCCCAACUGCCAAUGCCCUCGCCGACAUGUACCCCGAGGCCGCCCUCGCGGAGCAGGCGCCUCGGUGGAACACGCUCCUCGAGUCGUUCUCGUCGGCCUUUGGCCACAAGCCAUCUUUUGUCGCGCGCUCGCCCGGCCGAGUGAACAUUAUCGGCGAGCACAUUGACUACUCGCUCUACUCGGUGCUGCCCAUGGCCAUCGAGGCGGACGCACUGCUCGCGGCCUCGUCGUCACCCGCGCAGAAGGACGGCGUCUUCCAGAUCAAGAUCCGCAACGUCCAGGAUGCCAAGUUCCCCGGGCAGACGUUCGAGGUCGACGCCAAGGGGGACGUGCCGAUUGACUCGACCAAGUUUGAGUGGACCAACUACUUCAAGAGCGGCCUGCGGGGCGCGCUGGAGCUGCUGCGGAAGAAGAAGGGCGCCGACUUUGCGCCCGUGGACAUGGAGAUUGUCAUGGACGGCUCGGUGCCGGUGGGUGGUGGCCUGAGCUCGAGCGCGGCGUUUGUGAGCGCGAGUGCGCUGGCGGUCAUGGUUGCCAACGGCGAGACGGCCGUGGACAAGACGGAGCUGACCGAGGUGGCUAUUGUCAGCGAGCGCGCGGUGGGCGUCAACUCGGGCGGCAUGGACCAGUCCGCCUCGGUCCUCUCCGAGCAGGGCGCCGCCCUCUUUGUCGAGUUCAGCCCCAAGCUCAAGGCGCGGCCGAUCCAUUUCCCCCCAACGCACCCAGAGCUCUGCUUUGUCAUUGCGCAGUCGUUUGUCACGUCCAACAAGCACGUCACGGGGCCCAUCCACUACAACCUGCGCGUCGUCGAGUGCAGCAUGGCCGCGGCGUACCUCCACGCGGUCCUCAACCCGCCGGGCACGUCGCUGCCCACCGACGCGGGGCCUUUGGGCGUCAGCCUGCAGGGGUUCCACGAGACCUACUUCUACCACCAGGGCGGCGACGCGAGCGCGCCCCGGAGCGUCACCAAGGAGGAGGAGCUGACGAGGUUGAUCCAGUUGGUCAAGGACACGUUCACUCAGGAGGACGGCUACACGCGCGAGGAGAUUGCGUCGACGCUGGGCGUCACGGCGGCCGAGCUCGAGGCGCGCUUCACGUCCACGUUCCCCGUCCGCGCGGACCGGUUCAAGCUCCGGCAGCGGGCGCUGCACGUCUUCUCCGAGGCGUUGCGGGUGCUGCAGUUCCUGACGCUGCUGGAGCGGCCGGUGCACACGGGGGCGACGGACACGACGGCUUUCAACGCGCAGCUGGGCGACCUGAUGAACGCCACGCAGGACUCGUGCCGGGAGCUGUACGAGUGCAGCUGCCCCGAGAUUGACACCAUCUGCCGCGUCGCCCGGGCGGCGGGCGCGUACGGCUCGCGCCUGACGGGGGCGGGCUGGGGGGGAUGCAGCGUGCACCUGGUGCCGGCGGACAAGGUCGGGGCGGUGCAGGCGGCGCUGGAGCGCGAGUACUACGGGCAGAUGGAUCUCACCGAGGAGCAGAAGACGCAGGCGGUGGUUGUGAGUCGGCCCGGGCAUGGAAGUGCCAUCUACAAGGCUGAGGGCGUGGUAUAGGCUGUACGUACCUGAUCAUGAAUGAGUAACACGGGCCUGUCAUGGAAUUGGGCGGCGUGCUGUGAUUGAGUUGGCGCUAUUGUUGUGUAAGCGUUUGUGUCAGCGGAAUGCAAGAUGGGCCACUGUGCCGUGCCGGAUAGUAGUACUAAUUAAUAAAAGUACUAAUCAAGUAAUGACAGGCCGG